UAUCCAAAAUCCAAAACCACCCACCAGCCGCGUCUCCUCCCCCCCUCCUCGUCUCCGCUAGUCCGCUUUGUCAAGCUGCAGCAGCGAGCAAUGCCGGCGCCGCUCGGGACGAUCUCCGCCGGCGGCGGCGCUGCCGCCGGAGUCGCCGGCCUGCUCCGCCUCCGCCGGGGCCAUGCGGUCGCGUCGCCCCUGCCUGCCUCUGCCGGCGCUGGCGCCAGGUGCUCCGCCGCCGCCGCAGUCCACGACGGCGGCCAGCUCGUCUGGGGCCGGCAGCUCCGCCCGGGCCUCCUCCUCCCCGCUGGCCUGAUCCCUUCCCGGGCCUCCAAGAGGUUGCCGCUCCGCCCGCCCGCUGCCUCUGCUGAGCCUGCCGGGGAGGCGAAGUCGCCGGGGUUACUGGAGAAGUACCCCGCCAUCACGACCGGCUUCUUCUUCUUCAUGUGGUACUUCCUCAACGUGAUAUUCAACAUCCUCAACAAGAAGAUCUACAACUACUUCCCCUACCCAUACUUUGUGUCGGUGAUCCAUCUACUCGUGGGUGUUGUGUACUGCCUCAUCAGCUGGGCUGUUGGUCUCCCAAAGCGUGCGCCUAUCAAUUCAACGCUUCUGAAGCUGCUCUUUCCAGUGGCGUUGUGCCAUGCUCUUGGUCAUGUCACAAGCAACGUGUCCUUUGCUACUGUUGCAGUCUCAUUUGCCCAUACUAUCAAAGCUUUGGAGCCCUUCUUCAAUGCAGCUGCUACCCAGUUUGUCCUUGGACAGACAGUUCCCUUGUCUCUGUGGUUGUCUCUUGCCCCUGUCGUGCUUGGUGUUUCUAUGGCAUCCCUCACUGAACUUUCAUUUAACUGGAAGGGUUUCAUCAAUGCCAUGAUCUCUAACAUCUCGUUCACUUACCGGAGCAUUUAUUCCAAGAAAGCCAUGACUGACAUGGAUAGCACCAACGUGUAUGCUUACAUCUCAAUAAUUGCUCUCCUUGUCUGCAUACCACCUGCGCUUAUUAUUGAAGGACCCCAACUCAUGCAGUAUGGAUUAAAUGACGCCAUUGCAAAAGUAGGCCUGACAAAAUUUGUUUCAGACCUUUUUCUGGUGGGACUGUUCUACCAUCUCUAUAACCAGCUUGCUACAAACACUCUGGAGCGGGUGGCCCCUCUGACACAUGCUGUUGGCAAUGUGUUGAAAAGGGUUUUCGUCAUUGGUUUCUCAAUCGUCAUUUUCGGCAACACAAUUACCACACAGACUGGAAUUGGUACUUGCGUUGCAAUAGCUGGUGUUGCUAUCUACUCAUACAUCAAGGCUAAGAUCGAGGAGGAGAAAAGGGCAAAGAGCGCGUGAUUAGGUGUGGCUUCUGUGAAUAUGAUUGGAUGAUUCUGGUGUUUGACUUGCACUGCCCCGGAGACGACUUGGACGAGAACCAGUCUCCUCUUCCUUUAUUUUGUUUUUGUUUUUUUCGGUUAUCUGCUCAACUGUUCCUAGUCUGAGGCCGAACAGCAAUAUUGCAGAUGUUAAGACUGGUUCCGAUCGGAUUAUCACCCAGAGAGCUCAAAUGUGCAGAAAUAAACGCUCGUACUUGUGAAGUCUUUUCGUUGUGCGUGUGUGAAAACUGAGUAUCUUCUUUGUAUCUUUGUGUUCUUCCUUUUGCUAGUUCUUCCGAUGUGCA
Brachypodium distachyon (stiff brome) is the source of this 1651-nucleotide messenger RNA. Its product is annotated as triose phosphate/phosphate translocator TPT, chloroplastic. NCBI's taxonomy places the organism in Eukaryota, Viridiplantae, Streptophyta, Magnoliopsida, Poales, Poaceae. Gene Ontology annotation, biological process: transmembrane transport. The coding region runs from base 91 to 1326 and encodes 411 amino acids. The record is from RefSeq and is a predicted model, not a curated record. The transcript has 12 exons. Gene Ontology annotation, cellular component: membrane; Golgi apparatus. Gene Ontology annotation, molecular function: antiporter activity.